Molecule: messenger RNA, 3697 nt
Organism: Halichondria panicea
Lineage: Eukaryota; Metazoa; Porifera; Demospongiae; Suberitida; Halichondriidae
Product: solute carrier family 12 member 3-like
Exons: 26
Coding region: 149-3601 (1150 amino acids)
Biological process (GO): potassium ion homeostasis; chloride ion homeostasis; sodium ion homeostasis
Cellular component (GO): membrane
Molecular function (GO): sodium:potassium:chloride symporter activity
Source: RefSeq, a predicted model, not a curated record
GCUCGCACAAGGGUUACCUCGAGAGCUAGAGAGAACAGAAUAGAGAAGAGUCUACACAGUUACAACAGGAGAUCUACUAUUGGACCUACCUACCUGUGUAUUAUUCUAGCAGCCGCGCCGAGGGAUCUACUGACUGGAGUGAGUAGUCAUGAGUGUACCUGGUGCUGAUAGUGGAGAUGUGGAGCUUGUGAGAGUGGGCGGGGCUCCGGCCGUCCUCAACGUCAGUACACACCAAGAACUACAGAGAGGAGACUCACCUCAUCUCAGGUUUGAAGUGGCUGAUGUGGAUGAGGUACCCCCCGGGGAGAUGGACGUACCCCCCACAGGGACAGGGGACCUCACACUGGGUUACAACACUGCCGAGGCCGUACCCAUGACACUGUAUUAUAGACAGUCUGCUGACACUGCAGAUAAUAAGCCACGCCCCACUCUAGACCACCUCCGUGAGGGACGCACUGACACUAUGAACCAGAGCCUCACAGCAGAGGAGGAGGUGGACGGAGGUGAUGAGGUAGCUCCCCCUCCACGCAAGAAGUGGCAGAUAUGGAAAAAGAACACGUCCAACAAACCAAAGAAGCCCAAGAAGUUUGGCUGGAUUGCUGGAGUCCUAAUCCGCUGCUUGCUCAAUAUAUGGGGAGUCAUGCUCUUUAUUCGAUUGAGUUGGGUGACUGGCCAAGCUGGUAUUGGAUUGGCUUCUCUUGUCAUCCUACUGUCCACCGUUGUCACGGUAAUCACCACCCUAUCAAUGUCCGCUAUAUGCACCAAUGGAGAGGUCAAAGGUGGCGGUGCUUACUAUCUGAUAUCCAGGAGCCUCGGACCUGAGUUUGGCGGAGCUAUUGGUAUACUGUUCUCAUUGGCUAAUGCUGUUGCCAUAGCGCUGUAUGUGGUGGGGUUCGCAGAGACUGUCGCUGACCUCAUCAUCGAGAAUGGAGUUAGUUUCACUGGAGAUCGUACUAAUGAUAUUCGUGUGGUUGGAGUCUUGUUGAUCAUAUUGCUACUCAUCAUCACUCUCAUAGGCCUUGACUGGGAGGCCAUUAUUCAGAUUGUGCUGCUUGUUAUUCUUCUUGUGGCCAUCACUAACUUUGUCAUUGGUACCUUCUUGUAUCGUGGUCCAGACUCUCAGGAGACACAGCGAGGGUUCACAGGGUACAGUGGUGAAACCUUUACUACCAACUUUGUCCCAAUCUUCCGCCCUGAGUCAGGUGAUCUCAGCUGUGCUUCAGGUGAUGGGAUCGGUUGUUUCUUUGCAGCAUUUGCCGUGUUCUUCCCAGCAGCUACUGGAAUAUUGGCUGGAGCUAACAUCUCAGGAGAUCUCAAGAACCCCCAGACAGCCAUCCCUAAAGGCACUCUCCUCGCUAUUGGUAUCACCACAGUGGUGUACCUAGCUGUGGCCUGGGUUGCUGCUAGCACUGUCAUCAGAGAUGCUCCUGGGGAACCCGCUCAGUUCCUGGGAAACUUUCUUAACAACACAUCCUGUAACAAUCAAACGGUGUUCAUUAACACUACCAUUGCCAUGGGAGAUACUUGUGGGAUCACACCCUAUAACUUCACGGCUAACUUCGGGUCAUGUGAUCUAGAGUGUGCGUGUGACUAUUGUGUAACAGUGGACUGUCUCUAUGGCGACAGUGAGCCGGCUAAUCUACGCUCCUUGUGUGAUCCAGGCUUCCUGAGUCUCAUUAAUAAAACCUCGUGUGAUUUUGGCCUCCUCAACAACUUCCAGGUGACAGAGAUGGUGUCUGGCUUUGGUCCCAUCAUCACUGCUGGUAUAUUUGCUGCCACCAUCUCCUCUGCCCUCACUAGCCUCGUGAGCGCACCCAAGGUCUUCCAACGUGUGUGUCAGGAUCGCAUCUUUCCCUUCAUCCACAUCUUUGCCAAGGGGGGUGGGCGCUCCGGGACUGAGCCAGUACGAGCAUACUUCCUUGCCUUCUUUAUUGGCGUGGGCUUUAUCCUAAUUGGCAGCCUGAACGAGAUAGCAUUGGUCAUAUCCAUAUUCUUCCUUAUGGCCUACACACUCAUCAACUACUCGUGCUUUGCUGCCUCCUUUGCCAAGUCACCAGGUUGGCGUCCAGCGUUCAAGCUGUACAACCAAUGGGUGGCACUGGUAGGUGCGGUAAUCUGUCUCGCUAUCAUGUUCAUCAUCCGCUGGUACUACGCUCUUAUCACACUGGCUAUUGUGGCUGCUCUGUACAAGCUACUAGACUUCCUCAAGCCAGACGUCAACUGGGGAUCCUCCACUCAAGCGUUCCUCUACAGCUACUCUCUCAAGAACCUCCUCAAACUGGAGAAGCUGGACAUCCACGUCAAGAACUUCAGACCUCAGUUCUUGGUGUUGACUGGCCCCCCCUCCUCAAGACCUGACCUCAUACACUUUGUGUCUCAUAUCAGCAGAGACUCUGGAGUCAUGGUCUGUGGGCAAGUCCUCCUGGGAGACUACGAGGCACUCAGGAAGCAGCUCCAUUCUCAGAACCUCCUGCAGAUUGCUUGGCUCAAGAGGGAGAAGGUGAAGGCCUUCCACAAUAUAGUAGCUGCUCGUACACUGCGUGAGGGAGUACAGAACCUAGUACAGUUGUCAGGGCUGGGGAAGAUACGGCCUAACACUUUAGUAGUGGGUUUCAAGAACAACUGGACCAAGUGCUCUGACUUGGAGAUACAAGAAUACGUGUCGCUGCUCUACGAUGGGUUUGACUCACAGUUUGGUGUGGUGAUAUUUCGGCUGAGAGCUGGUUUUGAUGCCACUGAGAGGAUGGAUGUGCAAGGCCAGCAGGAUGGUGAGAGUGUGGUCAAGCGCCGCCCCACACUCGAUAUCACAUCCGUGCCUCUGAUGGAGACCACGCCCCCUCCGUCCACCUCUUACUCCGACGUUCCUCUACCCACGGCUAAAGUACAAUCUCGUUCCCCAUUCCUGGGUCAAAGAUCAUAUCAGCCCAUCAAUGACGAUGAUGUGAGCUCAUUGGACAGUUAUAGCCGUGCUAUGGAAGACGAGGGGAGAUUGGAUCAGGACGGGGAAGAUCCUGCUCUAGCAGAUCAGGAAAGUGCUGAGUCAUCACAUCCUGAGAUAGUUACCAUGCCUUCUCGUUUUGAGAAGUCUCAGGAGAAAGGAUUCAUCGAUGUCUGGUGGCUCUAUGACGAUGGAGGACUGGCCAUUCUCCUGCCUUUCCUCCUCUCUCGUAGUCAGAAGUGGCGUAAAUGCAAACUCAGGAUAUUCACUGCUGGUUCCUCUAGGAACAUAGACCAAGCUAAACUAAGGAUGACUGGACUAUUGAGAAAGUUCAGGAUUGAUUUCUCUGAAGUGAUUGAAGUGCCUGGAGUCAACAACCGACCCACUCCAGAGAGCAUUGAUAAGUAUCAUCAGCUGCCACUUGGAGAGGCCAGCUCGGACCUCAAGGAGUUAGACAAGAAGACACUGCGACACAUUCGCCUGGGUGAGCUCCUCAGAGUAUACUCCAGUGAAGCCAAACUCAUUGUCAUGACUAUAUCAGUGCCUCAGCGCAGUGUAUCUGCUCGUACCUACCUGAGCUGGCUAGAGACACUGAGUGCAGACUUGCCGCCCGUUCUACUCAUGAGGGGCAACCAAGCAUCAGUGCUCACAUUCUAUUCAUAGUCUGAACUAUUAACUAAUGACUAUUAUUCUGAGAUUAGGAAUAUUAAGAGUGGUUAGAUUGUAGAGUUGAAAUUGAAUCAUUAUUUUAUCAUUUUG